This is a messenger RNA of Durusdinium trenchii, 6387 nucleotides long. The record is from the annotation of a GenBank genome assembly. NCBI's taxonomy places the organism in Eukaryota, Dinophyceae, Suessiales, Symbiodiniaceae.
AUGGCGUUUCUUCGGCGACCACUGCUGGCGUUCUUCACGCUUUGGCAAUUCGCUCGAAGUGAUGGUGGCCCAUUCGAUUGUGGCGAUGAGCCAUACCUGAUGCUGGAAGAGGUCUUGCACAACAACCUCGGAGGCCAUGGCCCUCACCAUGGAGAGGAAGGGAUCAUUUAUCAGGCUGUGGAGUAUUACAAGAACAUGCACCGCAUUGUGCAUGUGAAUCUUCAUGCAGUCUCCAGCUAUACGCCCUGGGACUCCUUCGCCAAUGGCCUCAACGGUCGCUUCGGGGUCUUUACCCAGGAAGCGGGCCAUGCCUUGGACGUGGUGUUCAGCUUUACCACCGUGGACAAGAAGCCAGUGGAGUUGAGAACCUUCACCAUUAGCUUUUACGACAUGGACAGGGACAAGAAGCCGGGCGAAGGAGUGGAGAUGGUGAUCCCGAAGCAGCCGUACACCAUGGUCUACAUGAGCAACACCACCCAGAUCAAGAAGGUGGGCCAUCCCGAUGGCACCUUCAGCUUCGAAGGCACCGAGAAAGGAACCUAUCAGGACAAUCCGGUGAAGGUGGUGCAUGAGCAGAAACUGGACGAAGACAGGUGCGUGGCCUUUGAGUUCAAGAAUGUCAAAAAGGUGCACAUGCGAAUCCAGUCCACGGCGGGCUUCAUGGCACGCACCACGCAGUUCGCCUGCCUCAACUCCUUCAUGUGCAAGGUGGUGCCUGACCGCCAAACCGCUUGGCAUAAGGACACGGCUGAGGAGGUGGAAGUGGGACCACAGGAUUCGAACCAGGCGCCCAUCCGCGCGCGCACCGGGCUGCUCUUUGAGUACACCUUUCCCAAGCACCUGUUCUUGGGGGACGACCUGAUCUUCAAGACCACCAUGUUGGAUGGACGGCCUUUGCCCAGUUGGCUUCACUUCAACCCCAAGACAUGCACCUUGAGCGGCACCCCCAGCGCUUCCGACCGUGGCGUCAUGAACGUCAAGGUGCGCAGCAUCAACUCCGCCGGGGUGGAAGCCUCAACCACGUUGACGCUGGACAUUGGUGGUGGUCCCGCGCUGGCGAAGCCCAUCCCUCUGCAGAGAGUGCGGCCGGGAAAGGACUUUGUCUAUGCCUUGCCCAAGGGCAUGUUCAUUGACACCAUGGACGGUGAGAAGUUGAACUUCAAAGCCACCAGUAAGGAUGGCUCGGAGCUUCCAAAUUGGCUCCAUUUCGAUCCAGCACAAGGCCGCUUCUAUGGGCUUCCGCCAGCGGAUGCGCAUGGCGUCCUAGAGGUGUGGCUGACCGCGAUUGAUUCCCAGCACUUCUCAGUCACAGACAAGUUCGACAUGAUCGUAGGUGACGGCAUUGGAGAAUUGAAGUACGGGCCAGACAAUGCGCCGCCGGUGGUGGCCAAGCAUUUGCGCGCCCAGCGGCUCAAAGCUGGCAGCGCUUGGAGCUUUCAGGUUCCCAGCGAGGUCUUUGUGGAUUCCGCCGCUUGGAGUUGGGAGAAGGGGCGUUCCGACGCCCCAACCACGAAGCCCGGUACCGACGUGGCGGUCGAGCCGGUCGACGCGGCGCCGGCGGCACCGCCGGUGCCAUGGGGCUUGGCUCGGCGCCCGGUCGAGCCGGUGGAAGACUCCAGUGGUGAUGAGGUGUGCUUCGCCGGGCCUUUGCUAGCAACCGGGCCCGAACCGGCCGCACCAGCGGCGGCAGCGCCCGUCGCGAGCAGGGUGGCGCUCGCGCGCUUGGGCUGCGCGAAGAAGGACCGGAAGGCAGAACCCGAGGCGAAGCCUGAGGCCCAUGCAGUUGGUGCUGCACCUGACGCAGCCGACGUGCCCGCACCGAACGGCGUUGGUCUUCGCUGGGCAUCAGCCAGAAACAAAUGCAGAGAAAACGUCCCUGUUGAGGAAGAGCAGGCCAGCUCCGAGGGUCUCGCCACCACGAGCCCGAGUGACCACGGGGAAGUGCACGGACGAGCUGCGAGGAGUUGGUGGUGCCAGUUCCUGCGGCUGAAGUUGCUGGAGACCCCCGGAGCGGCCUCCUUAAAGGUCUCUUUAGCUGGGCUCCAACUUCAUGAUGUGGACAUCCCUUCGCUGACCGCUGCCCUGGACAGAUUCCUCGAGGACCUACGGGGAGAAUGGGCGGACGUCAACGCGGUGUCCACCAAGGGGGUCGUGCCGACUCCUCGCCCUCUGCAAGUGCUCGUAGACUUCGACCUCUCGGAGAAUCGACUCACCGACUCUGGAGCCGUGUGGCUUUUCCGUUGGCUGAUGAAGAGACCACACGAGCUUGGAUGUCGCGCGAUCCGCCUGGCCCGCAACCGACUGGGUGACCCUUCCUUAGAGUGGCUAGCAGCCUUGAUUUGUCAACAACAUUCGGCCCUUGAAGAGCUCCACCUCUCCGACAACUCCAUCUCCGCCACAGGUGCAGCACACCUGCUGCUGGCCUAUGCUUUGCAUCCUUGCGAGGCUUAUCCGUUUCUGGACUCCGAGGGCUUCUUCGCCCCAGGCUACCUCUCGCUGGAUCGGAAUCCCAUCCAUGAGCCAGGGCUUUUAGCUCGACUUCGCCUGAGAUCCAACUUGAGAGCAUCCUGUACUGAUGGCACCUUGAGGACGUCAAGCUUCCAAAAGACGCCCCACGUGCAGCUGGGCGCGACCUUCCCCGACGAAGCCAGCCGCAACGCCACGGUGUUGCCGCUGGCGCUGGAGAAGCUUUGCGCCGGUGGCUCCUGGCCCGUGUUGCCGGAGCUGCCCAAGCCACUGCCCAAGGCAGCGGAGGGCGGCGAAAACGGCGAAGCUUUGACCCGACAUUGUCCACAGGGGCAAACGUUGCGGCGCGAGCUGCUGAUGGACGAUGAUGAAGGAGCUGGCUUGGAGCUCGAAACCGUCUCUGAGGGGCUCAAGGUCUGUGAGAUUAUGGAGAGACCUGGCCAACCAGGCCUGCGAGUCAAUGAUUUGCUGGUGGCCAUCGAUGGACUUCCUUUGUGGUGGCACGCCUGUCAGCAUGACCUGGUGGAGGAUGAGGAGGAUGAUGCCCCGUCAGCGCGCUUCCGUGCGCGCUUUCGGCGUGGGGCGCGCUUGGAUGUGCUGCGAGCAGAGGUCGAGGCAGCGGCGCACACUGCUGGGGCACGCAGGUAUCGCUUCGCAUGUCCGGUGUGCUGGGACGGCUUUGAUCGUUGGAAUGACUGCUUGGAGCACCUGCGGGAGCUUGGCCAUGAGCCGCCUAUGGACCACACGAAGAAGCUGGAGGACGCCAGUGGCUCCUUACGCCGAUGGAUGGCCACGUGCAUGGCAGCCGCCCGGGGCGAAUUCCCCAGGACGGGUGGCCGUCCUCGGGCGAAGGUCGAGCCCCCGAAGGUUGAAACCCUACUCCUCCCGGCACGCGUGGGCGUCCUUGGGGAGCGCCACAGGACGGUGGUGGAAUGCCUGGCAGAAGAAGCAUCACGCUUUGGUUUUGAACAUGGCUGUACGGUUUGGACCUUGCCCAAUGGCCUACGGGCGCAGGGGCCAAAGAGCCCGGACGGAGCGGAGUUCCGCGUGGCCUCCAUCGCCGAAGAGCUCUUGAAGAUUUUGCACUUCCAUCUUCCGGACUUGGAAGACAAGGAGGAGGAAGCCUUUGAGGAUCUCGAAUUGAUGGAGUGGACAGCAUGGCUGGAGCAGAUGUUGCAACAGCAGGCUGAGGAAGAUCGGCGCCCUCAACCAGAUCGUGGAAGCGACGGGCAGAUCGUGGCACCUGAGGAGCCCGGCUCCCGGAUCGCGGCGGCGCGAGUGCCGGAGAUCCGUUUGCUGCUGCUCUGUGGACUCCCCGGCAGCGGAAAGAGCACCUUGGCAGCUCGCUUCGCAGCGAGUCCGGACUGGACCGUGGUGAAUCAGGACACCUUGGGCUCUCGGCAGGCGUGCAUGAAGGCGGUGCGCGUGGCCUUGGCACGGAAGCGCAAAGUGCUGGUCGACCGCUGCAAUGUGACCCGAGCGCAGCGCGCGCUUUGGACACGUUUGGCAAAGACGGAGUUCCACCUGUCACCCUCCGAGCUGGCCUGCGCCUGGCUCGACGUGCCACAAGAGGAGUGCGCGCGCCGUGUGUUGCAGCGCUUUGGCCACCGGACUCUACCACCUCAGGAAGCUUCUUCGAAGGUCAUCGGUGGCUUCGCGCGGCACUUCGAGGAGCCGCAGCUGACGGCUUCGGCCGAAGGCUUUGGACGUGUGUGGCGCUUGAGAUGCGAAGCGGAUGAGGCGCUGCUUGCCAAUGAGCUCAGCUUGCCCACCGCAGCGGCUCAGCUUCCCAAGCCGCAGAGAACGGUGCAUCCGCGGAAGGCGAAGAACAAGAUCCCAAGUCAGGACUUCCAGCCACAGCAGGCACCACUCGAGGCACCGCCCGAGGUCCGUCCGGACCAGCUGCCUGAGCCGAAGCGAGUCGAGAAGAAGUCGCCCGCUGGCGGUUUAGUAGCUCCACCUGAGACCUGGACGUGCAGCUGUGGGGAGAUCAACAAGAUUCGGCGAGAGCUGUGCAACAACUGCUUCUUGCCACAGUCCAAGAGAGAUGAACAGGCCUCGAAGCUGGCCAUUUCUCCUUGCCCAGAUGCGCUCAGCACGUGCAUGUCGUGUGCCACGCCACCAGCAUCCGCACUUGGGACCUCGGAUGAGGCUGCCUUGCAGACGAUCCAUGCCGGACCAGGUGAAUCAGACGCAGGUGGUGAUGAGUCGCCCAGCCAGACUGAGCUGCGGCUGCUCCAGCGCCUGAGAGUGCCGCGCGUGUCGGCAGACUUCGAGGCUGAAGACACCGUCGUGGAAGGCGAUCUUGUUCAAAUCGGCACGGCCAGCCUCGGAGCCGAAUUCGCUGGUUUCUGGACGGUCAUCCCCUCCCGCCAUGGCUCUUUUUUGACCCGAAGAGUCAUCGCUUCCAUGGCACGCCUGGGCAAGGUUAAGCGGGUGAGGUCUGUGCUGCAGCAGGAAAAGAGCCAGACCGUCAUCAUCCACUGCUACUUGAGGGUCCUGGGAGCCGCGUCCACCAGGGACGCUGCAGCUUCGGGCGCCAUGCUGCCCUUGCGGCACUUCAAAUUGGAGACGAAGGCGUCUGUGGGGCAGAACUUCAUCUUCAAGAUCCCUGUGGGCACGUUUGGCCACGCCGACGGGUCGGGGCCCAGCUCCUAUCGCGCCGCGCGGAGCGAUGGCCGGCCACUGCCCAGCUGGCUGCACUUUGACCGUGCCACAGGGACCUUCAGCGGCAUGCCGCAGGCCACAGACACAGGCCCCUUGAGUGUGGAGGUCUUUGCUGAGGAUCCCCAGGGAGGAGAGGCGAGUGAUAGCUUCGUGCUGGAUGUGGUUUCCACUGACCUGGAAUCUGUGGUGUUGCGCGAUGCCAUCAUGCAUACCGCGCCGGGCACGCACAACUUUUGGAUCAUGAUGAUGUGCAUCUCCUUGAUUUUCUUUGCCUUCGUGAUCCUCUUGGUGGCCGUGGGAAUCUUUGGCUUCAAGGUGAGCAUCAAGAGGCGCUUCAUGCGUGAGAACAAGGACCAGGCCCCAGGAACCUUGAGGUCCGUCCAGUGCUGCGGCGCUCAGCCGGAACGCCCAGAGGGCUCCGGGCGGAGCAGAGCUGGACCGGACCGAAACCGGACCCGCGGAGCGUUUCGGUGGUCCGGUCCGGAGGAGGGAAACACCCAGAUUGAAACCAUGAAUGCUUUUGUGGAGAAAGAUGAUGAGUUGCAGAAAGCGUUCCACGCUCGAGGUCUUCUGAGACAGCGCGUCUCAACAUGGUUUGGGAACCCAGUCUACUUUGGAGUGGGAAUGGCGGCUGUCAAGCUCAACUCCAAUGUUCUGCUACAUACCUCCAAAGCUUGGAUUCAAAUCUUUGAUUUCGACUACUCUGGAGCUCCCCGGACCGAUACUGAUGUGGCUGAGAUCAUGAAUGUUUACUUGGAAGCUUGGUAUGGGGGUGUGAUGCCGAAUCCUGUCGCUGAUGGCUGUGGCGCCGAUAUGGAUGAGGAGUGGUUGGAGGAAGAUCUAGAGGCGCUUGGUGAUACUCCUUUGGAAGAGGACCCGGGCAUUAUUGAUGACAUGCCACCACCGCCUCUUCCAAACAACAUCCCACCUCGGAGAAGUGAUCCAUCAACCGUUGAAACAUUGCCAUUUGAGUUUGCUGCUGAAGUCUUUGAUGACAGUCAGCCUGUGGAUGGCACUGAACUGGGCAGCAGCCAAGUCGUGGUUGAUGAGAGUCAGCCUCUGGUUGAUGAAUGUGAGGAAGCAGUGACACCUACCGCGUCAAUUGGCAGAGCGCAGGGCUUUGACUUCAUCGAGCUCGAGAUCUACGUCGACUUCAUCAACACCUAUUGCUCCUCCUGCCCCUGCCCCCCCUGCCCCUUCGCAUGCAUUCAUCAAACAGGGCCACACUGUUUGUGCAAAAUGGAUGUGGCCUGA